This is a messenger RNA of Lagopus muta (rock ptarmigan), 3849 nucleotides long. It is a transcript of the gene SLC25A46, whose product is annotated as solute carrier family 25 member 46. The transcript has 8 exons. The record is from RefSeq and is a predicted model, not a curated record. Bases 119 to 1345 code for a protein of 408 amino acids. NCBI's taxonomy places the organism in Eukaryota, Metazoa, Chordata, Aves, Galliformes, Phasianidae. Gene Ontology annotation, cellular component: mitochondrial outer membrane. Gene Ontology annotation, biological process: mitochondrial membrane fission; mitochondrial fission; axon development.
GCCCCGCCUCUUCCCUGAUCGCACGGCCCUCGCUGGGCUUCGGUGGGGUGGGGCUGGCCUGUAGCUGUCGGAAGUGGCGGCUGGCAGCGGGUCGAGCCGCUGCCCGUGACGGCCCGCCAUGCACCCGCGGCGCCCUGAGGGCUUCGACGGCCUGGGCUACCGCGGGGGCGGCCGGGAGGAGCCGGGCCCGGCCGUCAGGCCUCUCGGCGGAGCCGCGGAGAUGGGUCACUGGGUGACCACCCCGCCCGACAUCCCCGGCAGCCGCAACCUGCACUGGGGGGAGAAGACUCCGCCGUACGGGGCCGGGACGCCGCUCGGGGCUGCCGGUCUCAACGAGGAGCCUGGCCUCGGGGCGGGCGGGCCCGGCGCCGAGCAGUUGAACAGGUUUGCAGGCUUUGGUAUUGGCCUUGCAAGCCUAUUUACAGAAAAUGUGUUGGCCCAUCCUUGCAUUGUUCUGCGUCGUCAGUGUCAGGUUAAUUACCAUGCUCGGAAUUAUCAUCUCACUCCAUUUACUAUUGUCAAUAUUAUGUACAGCAUCAAUAAGACACAGGGUCCAAGAGCUCUUUGGAAAGGAAUGGGCAGCACUUUCAUUGUUCAGGGCAUAACCCUGGGAACAGAAGGCAUCGUCAGUGAAUUCACACCCUUACCAAGAGAGCUUUCACAUAAAUGGAACCUCAAACAGAUAGGUGGACACCUUCUACUCAAAGGGUUAACACAUGUGAUAGCAAUGCCUUUCUAUUCUGCAAGCCUGAUUGAAACUGUACAGAGUGAAAUCAUUCGAGACAAUCCUGGCAUUCUGGACUGUGUUAAAGAAGGAAUCGGCAGAGUUGUAGGCAUGGGAGUACCCCACAGCAAGCGCCUCCUUCCUCUAAUGGUCUUGAUUUUUCCAACCGCUCUACAUGGAGUUCUUCACUACGUCAUCAGUUCCGUCGUCCAGAAGCUUGUUUUGCUUUUUCUGAAAAGAGAGAAUUCCCACAGCCUGCCAACAGAGAGCUCCACUUCUGUGCAGAGCAUGCUGGAUGCGUAUUUUCCAGAACUCAUUGCUAGCUUUGCCGCUAGCCUUUGUGCUGAUGUCAUGCUUUACCCACUGGAAACAGUUUUACACCGCCUUCAUAUUCAAGGGACGCGCACGAUAAUUGACAAUACAGACCUUGGCUAUGAAGUGCUUCCGAUCAAUACUCAGUAUGAGGGAGUGAGAGACUGCAUUAAUACUAUAAAACGUGAAGAAGGAAUGCUAGGUUUUUAUAAGGGAUUUGGAGCUGUGGUAGUACAGUAUACCUUGCAUGUCGCUGUUUUACAGCUCACCAAAAUCAUUUAUUCAACACUGCUUCAAAAUGUUUCCUAAUCUGUUCAGGUGUGGAUUUAGCAUUGUGGAUAUGAUACAGUUCUACCAUAUUGUUAAAAAUUAAGUAAAAAAUGAAGUUGAAAGAAUCUACUCUGUGGAUUCUCCCUACGUAGUAAAGCUUGUUUUAAAAAUGCAAGCUUCUAAGUAUAAUUUGAAAGUAUAGUUUAAAUUGAAAAGGAGAAACCAAUUAAGUAUAAUAUGCAGUCAUGCACAAGGGGAUCAGAUUUCAGAUAUGGCUGGAAUGAUUUACUUACCAGUUAGCUGAACUAAGGAACGGGUAUGAGUUUAUAACCUCUGCUAUAGAAACAUCACACCUGAUAAUCUGGACUGCUAGGCAGUUUGAAGAAUUUUUUUUUUUUCGUAAGUUGUAAGAACUUUGAAGUGAGAGAUGACUUUACUGGUCUUUUUAAAGUGUUUUCAUCUUCACUUUUAGUGGGCCUGUGAAUAAAAUAGAACUGUAAAAGUAACUUAAAAAGACACAAAUCACUGAAAUUACAGGUAUGUAGACAUUUUGCUGCAGUGUAGCAGAAGAUGAAUCUUUUGCUUCAUACAAAAAUAACAAAAACUUCUUUGGGGAUAAAAUUUCACAGAAUGUAAUAUCUAGCUGUCUUAUAGUUUGUUCACAAAGCUUACAGUACUAAAGCGUGUGAAUAAAGCAAAUUAGAAACCAGUGUGUGCAUGUGUAAGAGCCAUUCUUAAUCAACUUUCUGCUGGUAACUUCAGUUAAGUUUCAUUCUGCUACUUCAUCUAACAGAAUAUACUUGCAAAUGUGUUGAGUGUCAAUGUUCAAAAUACACUGAAAGCAUAAGAGAUUAACUGGCUGUUUUUAGAGUUCCUUUUGUUAGAUUGGACGAGUAUAUACAAAAUUGCCUACUUAAAGUUUAGCACUGAUGUCCUUUGCUGAAGAUCUCUGCUGGAUUAGAUAUUUCUGUGAAGCAGAACAAAGUCUGUUCAUGUGCAAGUAACUACUGAAAUGUAACAUUUUUCCCCUCUUCCCCCGUUAAAUCAAAGCUGUUGGUCUGGAAAUUAGUUUUUGUCAUCCAAAAUAAAUUACUCCUUUGUUUCAUCAAUAAAUAUGAUGAAGUUUUGGGGGAGGGCGGGGUAACGGUGGGAUGGUUUUAGCAAAUACAGCAAGCACGUGGAGAGUCACUUCUAAAUUACGUGAAAGGUUAAUAACCUUCUUCAGACUUUCUUGUGGCAAGUCUUUCAAUGCUGUAAAUUGAUGUUCACUUAAUCUUUAAGCAUUGUAUAGUGUUUAUUGUUAUGGAAAAUAGUCAUGGCUAAAUAAUGAAGUGUUGCUAUUCGUAAGCUCUUGAAAUCAGUUGCAAGUCUGCAUUAUUGUUACAGGAACUUUCAUGUCUUUUAAAUACAUAAGUGCUGAAGUGGAAAGUGCAGUAAAGUUGGGAACUGGUUUCAUUUUGAAGUAUUGUUAAUUGGAAAUCUAGUGUAUAGAAUGGAAGCAAUCAAAUAAAAUGAGAAUUCACUAAAUAUUUUGAAGUAAUUCACUGGAGAGGCAGAAAAAGGAGUACUGGUUUGUAUGUUAUAUUUUGUUGUAUAUACACUCUAGUGACUGUUGUAAAUUGCUCAAAUUUCCAAAGUGCAAUUAUAUGUUGAAUUAGAACUACAUGCUAGAGCAUGGGUAAAACACUCUAAUUUUAGGGUUUUUUUGUUUUUUGUUGUUGUUGGUUUUUAAGUUUCUGUGAAUAUGAAGUGUGAACCAUAUCAGAGAAUCAUCCAGUUCGGAAAGACAGGUCAUCUAGUCCAGGUUUCUGCCCUGUGACUAAGAUCAUGUUGGAGACCAACACUGCAGAUCAGUCUAUGACAUUGGACCAAAAUGUUUUUCUAGGAACAGAAGGACAUUUUGUCAUAUAAAGGCAUGCCUUCCAUUUUGUGUAUUCUCGCAGAGGAAAGAUAGGACUGUUCUGAGCACUCAUGGUGUAUUGUGCUAGAACAUUAACUUGUAUGGAAGUAUCAAACGUGCUCUCAUUGCCAAGAGUUUACAGUUCUACUUCACUCUGCCAGAAAAGGGUGUAGCAUUAAGGAGAAUGAGAAGGUGCUGUCGACUUUCUGCGACUGUUCUGUAGUGGCAAAGUAAUUUGCUUCAGGCUGUUAAUUUUGGUCUUCAUCCCAUCAAUUACAAUUAAUAUAUUUUGAUUCUUAAUGUGCAUGUGCUUUACCUUCCAAAAAAACUAAUUCAUUGCUUUAUCUGAAGUUGAAUUCUUACCCAUGCAAAAAAUGUGAAUGAUCUUUUUAACCUUUUUAUUAUAGUAUUGUAAAUAUUUUCAUUUUCAUCUUAAAUCCAGGUUUAAGAGAACAGGUACAUAGUUGUUUAUCUCAAAUGUGUAAGCAGUCAGUGGUUUUAGCAUAGAGCAUUACUGAAAACUAUAAAAUAUUGUUAUAGCAAGUGAGUUCACGUUUUUGGAAUAUGAUAGAACAGUACAUUCUCUUCGUACUGAUACAAACUCAAUUACUUUCUUAUAUGUUUUUUUCAUUUUUUUCAGUGC